CUGCAGAGAGAUUACUGACAAUUAAUUCUUAGGAAGAGGAAAGGGUAGCAUAAUAAGAAUCUGGAAAUUCUAGGAGAUUCUAAAAUUGAGUAAUAAUAAUCAUUCCUUAAAGAACAAUAAUAACGCGACAUUAAUUUCUUACAAAAUAACUUUAUACUACUAAUAAUAAUAAUAUCAGAAAUUGUAAAAUUGUGACAAUGGUGGGCUACAUGUUUCCCCCCGGACAUCACCCUCAACAACAACCUCUGCCCCAGCAAAUGCCGGCACAACAACAACUCCUCCCCCUCGGGGUGGGUGCAGUCGCUCUCGAUCCGCAACAGCAGCAACAGCAAUCCCAAUCCGUGGGUCAAGGUCAAGGGCCUGCCUCGCAACAACCAGUUGGAACAGCCAAACCAAACUCUGCCAACAAUGGGGGGCAGAACAAACAACCUCGGUGGACCGGUGACCCUCAAGAGUUGACGACCAAAAAGUUGUGGGAAGUUGGAGAUCCGCCGGGUACCGUGAACGUGAAUGCUAAAGAAGACAAAUUAAUGGGAGGGUGGCAGUUUAGGAAUGACACGUGGUCACCAAAUUCAGAACAUCACGGAGUUACGGGUGGACUUGGAAUGACGAGAAGACAGGGCGGAUUUACAGAUGGGACUUUGAUCCUCUCCCCACGAUCUAACGAGACUGGAGGACUUGGAGCUAAAAUGGUGGAGUACGUAUUGGGGGCUUCGCCCACCGGAAAAGAUCUGGAUAGCAGGAUGCCCAUGCGACACCUUGUUAAUGACGAGAAAGACAAAAACGAGAAAGUGAAGAAAGACGUAGAGAAUGGGGUCGUCGUUGUGCAGCAGAAUGGAAUGGGGGAAGACAUGUCUGGAAUGCAGAACCAUCACCACCACGCCCACCACCAACAGCAGCAGCAACAACAACACCAUCAACAUCAAUUAGCACAGUAUCAACAGGCCCAACAACAACAGCAGCACCAUCAUCAACAGCAGCAACAACAACAACAGCAACAUUUGCAACAGCAACAUUUGACCAUGCAACAAAUUACAUCUCAUUCCAUCCACAUGCAUGGUCAUCAUCCUCAACCUCAGGAGGAGAAAGGUCUCCAAAGUAUGACACAAGACGAAGCCCAAUCUCUUCAUGCUCAAAUGAUGGCUAUGAACCUUAAUGGACACCAUGCCAGUCAAAUCCAAACCCUUCAAAAUCAUCAGCAUCAACAACAAAUGCAAAAUCAUGCACAAAAUCUUCAACAUCAGCAUCAACAACAUAUAGAUGGGUUCGAAAUGACGAUGGAUCCGUCAUCCGUCCAGGCGCAACAACAGGCCGUUGUUGCUGCUGCUGCAGGGGUGGGAGCGCCAGGUGGAAUGGGCGUCGGUGUGGGAUUUGAGCAGAGCCCUUAUGCUGGACUGAAUCAUCACAUGGUCCCUCAUCCUCAACAUCAUGGAGGAGUUAUGCAACCGUAUGACCAACAACAGCUCUUCCGCAAUCACAAUGGUUCUGCUGGUAAUGGAAAUCCUCAAAUGUCCCUCGUGCCGCAACAGUAUCUUCAACAGCAACAGCAACUCACUGCAGCUGGCAUCCCUCAACCGUCCGCAGGGUAUCCGCUCGCUCCAUAUGUUAUCAAUCCGCAAGAGCCGUACACACUCAUUGCUGCAGGGUCCACUGUUGUCCCGGGUUAUUACGGGAUGGCCCCAUGGGGUCUGUACCCUACAGCCGGAUUGAUCGGAGCACAACAGCAACGCCGUCCCUUGACCCCCACUGGAGGAAAUGAGAUGGUGGCUUCGAACGUGAAUGUAAAUGUCAAUGCCCAAGGUCAGUACCAAGUGAUUCCUGCCUACUACGAGAGCAUGAACGGUUCCCUGCUUGCGAUGGGGGCGAGGGGUGCCACCCCACUCAGACUAGUUUCUCCGGCACCAGUCCUGGUUAAUAAUCCCGGAUCGGGUGGCUUUGGACCAUUUCCUGGAGCACAUGCACAACCAUAUAAUCCCGCUUCUCUGAACGCUUCCAACAUGGGACAAGGUUCUCUCCCUAUUAGAAGAGAUUCUUUCGAAUCGGAUCAGGGACAAUGGGCCCCUUUUGGCUCGUUGGGAUCUCCUCCUCCUGGAAUGAUGAAUGGAGCUGCUUUCGGUGUUGGCGAUAAAGGACUUCGGGCAGGUUCAGCUCUGUUUGGCGCAACAUCACCCCUGUUCCCCAAAAUUGGGAGACAAGUAUCGGCCUCUGAUAAGCCAAGUGGAAGGUCACGUCUGUUGGAAGAUUUCCGAAACAACCGGUUUCCAAACUUACAGUUGCGGGAUAUUACGAAUCAUAUGGUUGAGUUCUCACAGGAUCAACACGGAUCUCGUUUUAUUCAGCAAAAACUUGAACGCGCUACCCCAGCCGAGAAGCAGCUAGUGUUCAAUGAAAUUAUCGCACAUGCCUAUCCUCUCAUGACUGAUGUAUUUGGCAACUAUGUAAUUCAAAAGUUUUUUGAGUUUGGAUCACCCGAGCAGAAGGCUGCCCUUGCCCAAAAGAUUCGUGGUCAUGUACUUCCUCUUGCAUUGCAAAUGUACGGAUGCCGGGUAAUUCAGAAGGCACUGGAAUCUAUUGGACCCGAUUUACAAAAAGAAAUUGUUCGUGAAUUGGACGGCCAUGUGCUUAAAUGUGUCAAAGACCAGAAUGGAAACCAUGUUGUGCAAAAGUGUAUCGAGUGCGUUGACCCGAGAAGCUUGGAUUUUAUAAUCAAAUCAUUUAACGGCCAAGUGAUUUAUACUCUAUCCACCCAUCCAUACGGCUGUCGGGUAAUCCAGCGUAUCUUGGAACAUUGCACUACGGAACAGACCAACGGAAUUCUGGAUGAACUUCACUCUCAAACUGAGCAGCUUAUUAAGGACCAAUAUGGCAAUUACGUUAUACAGCACGUUCUUGAACACGGGAAACCAGAGGAUAAAGCAAAAAUCGUCAACUGUGUGAAGGGAAAUGUAUGUCCCUAUGCUCAGCACAAAUUUGCUUCCAACGUCGUUGAAAAGUGCGUCACUUAUGCAAGCCGACAAGACAAGACUAUUCUCAUUGACGAGGUUACUUCUUAUAAUACUGACAAUGGUAUCACCACCAGCCCCCUCAAUAUCAUGAUGAAAGACCAGUAUGCUAACUACGUUGUGCAGAAAAUGAUUGAUGUGGCAGAGCCUUCUCAAAGAAAAAUGUUGAUGCAACGUAUUCGUCCACAUUUAGCUCAGCUACGAAAGUAUACCUAUGGGAAGCACAUUAUUGCCAAACUCGAAAAGUACUUUCUCAAGAACAAUACUGACCUUGGGCCUAUCGGUCCACCACCUUCCGCAAAUCAAGGCACUCUUUAACUUGACUACAAUUUCGACUCAUUGCUCAAUCUAAUUGAAGGAAUGUCUGUAUCUUGACUCGAACUCAACCUUUUGAACAUUAACGAACUUAUGUACACUUAAGUGUUAACUAAUUACAAGUAAUUUAAGUACGCUGCACAGUUUGUAAUUAAUCUUGUAAACAAGAAACGAAGAUUCCAUAUUAUUGAAUAUUGAACCAGCUUUUUUUACAUACACGCUGAAAGCUGUUGCUGCGCUGUUAUUACUAUUAUGGAUAUACUGCAUAGUCUCUCAAUAAGUUUAUAAUGCUGAAGAUAAGCUCUCUAAUUUUAUUUCACACUUGUAAUUUUUGUUUGUUUUAUAUAUCGUGCACCAUCAUGUGUACUGUAAUCAUAAAUACUUGUGGAUUUUGUAUUAAUAUGUAACUAUUAUAUAUAAUUGACUUUAGGACUGUACCCUAAUGUAAUUUUGAUGCCGUGUGUAACUACAACUUGUACUACUUUUGUACCCUAAAAUGUGAACUAUUUUAAGCUAGCUAAAAUAAUACAAUAAUUAAAAGCUAUAAUUACAUAUGUAUGUUGUGCACUAAGCUCAGACUUGAAAGACUACAGCAGCGCAUUAAAAAAUGUACGUCCACAGUAUUUUCUCCUCGUGAAUGGUGAAGGGUCUUCUGGUUAUGAUUAUAAACGAUUUUUGGUAAUUUUUGAACGACAUUUGCGAGUUCCUUCAUUAAUGAUAAUUUAUGAUAAACUGGUGAAUUCCUACAUUUUUGAAUUAUUAAUUUAAUAAGUAUACACGGUUUUACGUUGAGAUGAUUUUGAUAAAACGAUCGAGAUAAUAAUAGUAAAAUUAUACAAAAGACUUACUUUAAUUUAUUAUUAUAUCUGUCCCGUUAUAUAAUAACGGAUUCAAAAAUCACAAAAUCUUGGACAUCUAUUAUUCGUCUCAUAUAUUAUUAUUAAUAAAGUCUUACUUUAUGAUGAUUAAAAUUAUUAUAUUAUGAUUACAUGGGAUCGAUAAAAUAAUUCCUAUAUUUCUACGAUAAGCUACAGUAAUUAUAUUCUUUGACCAGAAUAAAAUGUCUGACUGAAA
Molecule: messenger RNA, 4391 nt
Organism: Folsomia candida
Lineage: Eukaryota; Metazoa; Arthropoda; Collembola; Entomobryomorpha; Isotomidae
Product: maternal protein pumilio
Exons: 19
Coding region: 198-3320 (1040 amino acids)
Biological process (GO): post-transcriptional regulation of gene expression
Cellular component (GO): cytoplasm
Molecular function (GO): mRNA 3'-UTR binding
Source: RefSeq, a predicted model, not a curated record